Molecule: messenger RNA, 1074 nt
Organism: Candidula unifasciata
Lineage: Eukaryota; Metazoa; Mollusca; Gastropoda; Stylommatophora; Geomitridae
Source: the annotation of a GenBank genome assembly
AUGAUGGGUCACGGGCAUCUUCGGCCAUUUCAGCCGAAAAAGAAUCCAAUUUCGGACGAUUAUAGAUUAACCGGUUCAGUUUUAGGGUUAGGUAUCAAUGGCAAAGUUCACGAAUGUUAUUCCCGAGUAACACAACAGAAGUACGCCUUGAAGGUUCUGAAAGAUGUGCCAAAAGCCCGGCGGGAGGUAGAUUUGCACGUGAGGGCGUGCCUGGCAUGCAACCACAUUGUUAAAAUUCACGAUAUUUAUGAGAAUAAUUACUCAGGACAGAGGUGCCUUCUUGUCGUCAUGGAAUGCAUGGAGGGCGGAGAGCUUUUUAAUCGCAUACAAGAGAGAGCAGACUCAGCAUUUACAGAAAGAGAGGCAGCCGCAAUCAUCAGAGACAUUGCUAAAGCAAUAUUUCAUCUACAUUCCAUGGAUAUAGCACACAGAGAUUUAAAGCCUGAAAAUUUGCUGUACUCAGAUAAAACAGACAAGGGCAUUCUCAAAUUAACAGAUUUUGGUUUUGCCAAAGAAAUUGGUCAGCGCAAAUCAUUGCAAACACCCUGCUAUACACCGUAUUAUGUUGCACCCGAAGUGUUAGGUCCGGAGAAAUAUGACAAAUCGUGUGAUAUGUGGUCUCUAGGAGUUAUCAUGUAUAUUCUGCUGUGUGGCUACCCCCCAUUCUAUAGCAAUCACGGAGCUGCCAUCUCUCCAGGAAUGAAGAAGAGAAUACGUAAUGGUCAGUAUGAAUUCCCUAACCCUGAGUGGAGCAGGGUUAGUUCUGAAGCCAAAGAUUUAAUCAGAGGCCUGCUGCGAACAGACCCAGACAAAAGACUUGAUAUUGUACAAGUUAUGCAAAACAAAUGGGUUGCGGAUAAUACUUUGGUGCCACCAACACCUCUUAUGUCUGCACAAGUUCUCAAAGAAGAGGAGGAUGUCUGGAUGGAUGUUCAGGAAGAAAUGACGAACGCUCUGGCCACAAUGAGGGUUGACUACGACCAGGUGGUAAACAUUAAAAACCUACAACAGUCCAACAAUCCCUUGCUGAAGAAACGGAUGAAGGAGGUCACAAGCGGAGCUGCUGCCAUGUAG